AUCAAUUCAAAUUUUAAGUAGAUAGAUGAUUCACGUGGCUAUUAUAGAGAUAUAAGCUCAUAUAUUUUUUUUUAAUUAGUUAAAGACCAUUUCCGAACCUCAAACGUGUGUGACUUGAAGGAAAUUUAUAAAAAUUUUAUUUGUUUUACUCUACACGUGGAUACUAGGUGGGGGACAUGAUUGGAAAAGUUUAAAGAUUUAGCCAUAGAAUUGUGUGAGGACUUAGGUUCGGCUCAACUAAAACCUAUUUUCAUGGAAUAGUAUCAACUCUUUUGACCGAGUAAUAAGGUGGGAUUGAGGGGUUUAGUUAUUUAUUUAAAUACUUGUUAUGUGAAGCACGGUCAGUGUUGGAGUUAGUGGGUAAGAGACCUAGGCCUAUAAAUAGAGAGCUUUUGCUCACUUAUUCAUUUCACUCAAAUAGUCAAAUAGCUAUCCAGUAUAUCCUUCGACCAUUUUCCUCUACACUGAAGUGAUUUUAUUCUAUCUUUUAUAGCCAAACACUUGUUUCUCCAAGAGCCAAAUAGUCCUACACACCAAUAUAAUUACUAGAAGCUUUAAACAUCAACAACCUCUCUUAAACAUCACCAUUAUUCUCCCAUACAUUUAUUUCCUUCAUCAUAUCGGCAUCACCACUACCACUAUUUUCACAUUCAAAUUUUAGUGCUCUGCUAGUUUUUUUUUUUUGGGAAACUAAGGUAUCAUCUUAUAAUUUUACAUUUGUAGAUUCAAGGUUUAAAAUUUCAUAUAUAUAUGUAUAUACCAUUAUGAUAAAUCCUAAUUAAUAAGUAUGAAAUUUAGGUUUUUCGUAAGACAAUUAUUUCUCAAGAAUCACUCUCUUUGCAAUCAAGGCUAGAACUCCACAUUCGAGACCAAGGUAACUGAAAGUUUAGAAAGUCGGUGGCGAGUGGAACUUUGGAUGCUUGUGUGUGUGAACUCGCUGAGGGCCAUAUAACUGCGGGCGGUCUAGGGCGCUCUAUUUAUUUAUUUAUGUUAUUAAACUUAUGUCGCAAUUAUUUUAGUUAUUAAUUAUUAUGUCUUUUGUACGAAAACUGGCCAGUUGUGAACAUUUUCAAGUAUUAAAUAAAAAUGGGACAAUAUGAUUUUCCGCGUUUAACGCUUGUAAACAAAAUUAAUAUUUUUUAUAAAAGUACGGGCGUUACAGCAAUGAAGGCUUAUUCUGUGUUGCUCCCUUUGUUUUUUGAUCUCCUUGGAUUCUGGAAGAAUAGGUCACAUGCUCCUGAUUUAGGUUCUGACCCUACAACUCCUCUAAGAAUUGUGGAGAUUAGUGGUCUUCCGUCUCAGCAAAAAAAUGAUUGUGGAGCAUUUGUGGCUGCAUUUGUCGAGUUCUUCAUCCAUGAAAAAGAUGUUCCUGCAGAUUUUGACAUCGAAGUUUAUCGUACUCGACUUGCUGCCCUUUUCUUCUCAUAUGGCCAAAGGAAAAUUGAUGAAAGCAUUGAUAGCGACGAUGAGAAGCAAAGAAAGUCUUCUAAGGCUUCUAAAUUGAAAAAGUAGGGUCUUUUAAUUUAGUGACAAUUUGGUGUUAUUGGUUGAAUUUAUUAUCAGACAAUAGUUAGUGAUUUUAUGUUUCUAGCUAUUAUAUUUGGUUUUAUACUUUAGAUCUGGUUUUAAACUUUUAGGAUAUUUGACAUUAAUCCUUAUAAUAUGUUUAUUCUAUAUGUUUGUAUCAGCAGAAGUUUUAUGUUUUUCUAAUUGUUCAAGUUUUUAUAUACAGUCGCACAACUAUAUAGAAACUAUUUUACAUCUAUAUACAACAAUGUACACUGUUCAGCGUACUUGUAUUUUUUAAUUGCAUAUCAAUGUAUUUAUUCACUGUUUUUCCCUUUCUCCAUUUUCCUUUAUUAAUUAUGUUUUAUAAAUUCCUAUCUGACUUUUUUUAAAACUUUAAUAAAGAAGUUAUUUUCGUACUAAAUAUUUAAGAAGUGUCAAAACUGUCAUAAAACGAUUUUGCAACUAUUACUAAACUGUUUAAAAAUUUUCAAAAAUAAAAUCCCAUGUGUAUAGAAUAUAACAUAUCAACCUGUGUGAAUUCUCACACAGAAUUAAACAAUUCAAAUAAUUCAUCUGUAUCUAUUUUAUUGCUUGAUUGUUGCAUGUCUUUCGGC
Molecule: messenger RNA, 2123 nt
Organism: Cannabis sativa
Lineage: Eukaryota; Viridiplantae; Streptophyta; Magnoliopsida; Rosales; Cannabaceae
Exons: 3
Coding region: 1087-1512 (141 amino acids)
Source: RefSeq, a predicted model, not a curated record